AUGAAAAAAGUUGGACGUCAGAUCAAUCCCGAUGGUACCCGAUGGGUACCUGAUGCACGUCACAUCAGGUGCCAAGAACAUGUUCUGAAUCUCGCUGCUCAACACUUUGUUGAUGGAGUUUCACCCACUCCGCAAGCAGCUCUCAUGAGAAAGAUCUGUCAGGCAGUUGAUGAUGGCAAUGAUGCUGAACUCAACACUUUGACUCAAGAGCUUGCUUCCAUGGAGGUUGAUAAUGACAAUAAUGAUGGUACCUCGUUCAAUGCUGGUGAUUCACUUGGUAAAGCUCUCGCACUCAUUGAGCAGAUCCAAAAGUCACCUCGAGCUCGUGCAUUUUUCCAAAAGGCCUGCCAGGAGGAGAAUGUCCCUCAACUGGAGUUGUUGCAGUGGGCUGUGAAUUGUUUUAUGAACCUCACAGACAAAAGCAAAGAAGUGCCGACUCUUCGCAACAAGUCUUACAAUGACUUUAAGCUUGACCGGGCUGAUUGGAAACACCUUACACUCAUUCAUCAAGUCCUCAAGGAACCAGCAACUGCUCAGCAAUCAUUCUCGUCAGCAAAGCAUCCAACUGCAUGGUGCACAAUCCCUACGUUGGAGUGCCUCGCCGAUCGAUGGAGAUCUAUGGCAGCUGAUGUGCAAUAUACACCAAUCGCUGAUGCAAUUCAGCAGGGCCUCAAGAACAUCGACAAGUACUUCAAGAAAUCAAGUGAAUCUAAUGUUUAUUUCAUUUGUCUUGUUCUCAAUCCGAACUAUAAGCUUGCAUACAUCGAAGGUCGGUGGCACACUCAAGAGGUUGCGACUGGCAGGGCUUGCUUGGAGGCUGUGUUCAAUGACUAUUAUAUGUCACCAAGUCCUACUAAUGACCAAUCUGCUCCGCUGAUGAGACCCACACACACACAGUAUGGUGAUGAUUGGAUGUGUGAGGCUAUCAAGAUGCAUCAGAUGAGGGACCAUCUCACUCACAAUCUCUGGCAAGAGCUCACCGCUUACUUGUCUUCAGCGCUAGAGUACACUAAUGACAUUGUUGUCUGGUGGGGGCUUCACUUGCUACAGUACCCUACACUUGCACGCUGGAGCAGGCUGAGAGGCUCGCAGCCCAGAGACAGGGAAACCAAGCUGGAAUGAGG
This is a messenger RNA of Suillus fuscotomentosus, 1124 nucleotides long. RefSeq names its product ribonuclease H-like domain-containing protein. Bases 1 to 1122 code for a protein of 373 amino acids. Lineage: Eukaryota; Fungi; Basidiomycota; Agaricomycetes; Boletales; Suillaceae. The transcript is spliced from 6 exons. The record is from RefSeq and is a predicted model, not a curated record.